AUCCCGUGUAAGCGAAAGAGGAAGUUCAAGUCUGCCUGUAAAUAUAGAGAACUCAGAACAGCAGGCUAGAAGACUUCCUCCUUAAGUUAUCAAACGAGUCCUGAAAUGGCUUGGUCUGUUCGUGUGAUUCUCAUAGCCGUUUUAAUGGUUGUUACCGGCUCAAUCAACACGUUAUCGACGAAAUGGGCUGACAGACAAAAGGCGAUUGGAAAUCCAGAUGAUAAUGAACAUUCAUUUGAUCAUCCAUUCUUUCAGGCUGUUGGGAUGUUCCUUGGGGAGAUGAGCUGCCUUGUGGCUUACGCUAUAGUGCUGAUGAGGAAGCGUCAUCAGGGUGACCGGGAGUAUGGGAGUCGAUGGGUGAACCCUCUUGUCUUUGCUCCACCAGCCAUUUGUGAUAUGUGUGGUACCUCUCUGAUGUACAUAGGUCUUACUUUGACUUAUGCCUCAAGUUUCCAAAUGCUCAGAGGUGCAGUAAUCAUUUUUACAGCUCUGCUGUCUGUGGCUUUUCUGGGACACAACAUCAAGGCAAGGAUGUGGGCAGGAAUGAUCACCGUCAUCUUGGGUCUGGGUGUCGUGGGCGUGUCCGAUGUUGUGUUUGGUGACAAAAAAUCCAAAGAUAUCAACGGAAUAAUAGCAGGAGAUUUACUAAUCAUCAUGGCCCAGAUCAUUGUUUCGGUACAGAUGGUUUAUGAAGAGAAGUUUGUGGCACGGUACAGGGUCAGUCCAUUGCUGGCUGUAGGGUAUGAAGGUCUGUGGGGAUUUAUCAUACUAGGAAUAUUGUUGGUACCGUUUUACUUCAUACAUGCCCCGGUGUUCAGUAAACUUCCAAGCCACAGACUGGAGGACCCACUCGAUGCCUUCCGGCAGAUCAGCAAUAACUGGCAAAUAGCCGCAGCUGUUAUAGGUAACAUAGUUAGUAUCGCUUUUUUCAACUUUGCCGGGAUUAGCAUCAUGAAGUCACAGAGUGCUACUACCCGCAUGGUACUGGAUAGUGUAAGGACAUUGUCUAUCUGGGCAGUAACGCUGGCUUUAACAUGGCAGACUUUUGAAGGUUUACAAGUGUUUGGUUUCGUGUUGCUGAUUGUGGGUAUGUGUCUGUAUUACAACAUCUUCGUCCCGACCAUAAUGAAACAUCUGCCGUGUAAUCGUCAGGCGGCCGCCACAGAGGAAGAGAACGAGCCAAUCCUACAACAGAAUGCUCCAGGAAUACAAGAAAAUGCCUAGAAGUACCUGCCAUUUGGAAUGGAUACCAAUCUUACUAUCAUAAUGAUCAUGGUAGCACUGAGAACAGUGGGAAUCACAUAUUCUAAAUCAAAAUAUGGACAUAGUGACUUAGGGAAAAGUAUACUUUGGACCUUACAUAAAAAAUGUGAACAACACUUUAAAGGUAUAUCCAGUGAACGAAGUAUAGUGUAUACUUUGUUGUAGUCCUUCCAUUAUAAAGUCAAUGGAUGUUUAGAUGUUAUUAUGGUGCUAUAUAUAGCAGGGAAUCCUGGUGAUGCUUAAUCCAGUAUACAGUAAACUGGAUGUAAAGAUGUGUUUGUGAUACUAUAUGUAGUAGGUAAUCCUUGUGUUACUAUAUAUAGUAGGGAAUCCUUGUGAUACUAUAUAUAGUAAGGAAUCCUUGUGAUGAUAUAUAAAAUAGGGAAUCCUUGUAAUACUAUAUAUAGUAGGGAAUCCUUGUGAUGCUAUAUAUAGUAGGGAAUCCUUGUGAUGCUAUAUAUAGUAGGGAAUCCUUGUGAUGCUAUAUAUAGUAGGGGAUCCUUGUGAUGCUAUAUAUAAUACGGAAUCCUUGUGAGGAUAUAUCCAGUAAACUGGAUGUAAAGAUGUGCUUGCAAUACUACACUGUAUAUAUAGUAGGGAAUCCUUGUGUUCUUAUUUAAUAGUAAUGUCUAUGAUGCUAUAUUUAGAAGGGAAUCCCUGUGAUUCUACAGCAUAUGAAUUAUGUUUUUUUUUUGUGUAGAAAAUGGUUUGUUUGAUCAGUUUUACAGUGCUGGGGCAGGACCACACAAUUUCACUGUCACAUGAAGACCACCUGUUUGAUAUUAAUAUAUAGGCAGCCAUUAAGAUUAAUCUUGAUCAGGUGGAUAAAGUAAGAGGGAGUAUUGAUUCAGCUAUUUACUGACAUUCCAGAUUUAUUUGUAUUUGUGCCCUCGGCAAAUACAGAACAGAGGAUCAAUACAUUGUCUAUUACCGUAUUUAUCCUCAAAUAAGCCCCCUCCCCUGGUGUAAAAGUUUAUUACCAUAUAUAUCCUCAAAUAAGCUCCCUCCACUUGUGUAAAAGUUUAAUACCAUAUUUAUCCUCAAAUUAGCUCCCCCACUGGUGUAAAAGUUUACUACCAUAUUAAUCCUCAAAUAAGCUCCCUCCGCUGGUGUAAAAGUUUACUACCAUAUUUAUCCUCAAAUAAGCUCCCUCCCCCUAUUGUACAGGUUUAUUACUUUGAUACAUGUAAUCCUCAAAUAAGCUCCUUCGCCUAGAGUACAAGUUUAGAACCAUAUUUAUUCUCAAACAAGCCCCCUCCGACGCAUUGGUAUAAAAGUUUAAAGUUUGGGGAGGGCUUAUAUGUGAACCACUUUAAAAUUAUUGUACACAGUUUUAAAAUUGAUGAUUUUGCAACAAGAAAGCAGAGCUUAUUUGUGAGGAGGGGCUUAUUUUGGGAUAAAUACAGUAUUCUUGUACGAGUGCAUUUUAUUUAUGCAAUACUAGACCAUACAGAUCACAUACAUUUAUUUCUAUUAACAUAUUAGCCCUGGAUUCUAUACACUGAAGGGGCCGUGGUGGCCAAGUGGUUAAGGUAUCUUGACACUAUCACUUAUUUAAGCCCUCCACCUCUGGGUGUCGAGUUUGAAACCCACAUGGGGCAGUUGCCUGGUACUGACUGUAGGCCGGUGGUUUUUCUCUGUGUACUCAGGCUUUCCACUACCUCCAAAAACCAGGCACGUCCUUAAAUGACCCUGGCUAAUAGGACGUUAAUAAAACUCAAUCAAACUACAGUGUAUACACCUUAACUUGACUGAGAGGCUUUAUAAUAUCGGAGUCAUAUUCUUCUUAUAAAUAUAAAUUCACAGGUCAAGUAUAUGUCUUAUAGCCUAUUAUUUUACAUUUGCAAAACAAAUAUAUUAACUUAUAUUAAUCAUACUUCUUGUACCGGAUGGAAAUGUGCAAGAGGUCUUCCUGUGGGAGGAAACCGGAGUGCCGCUUUGGUGAAAGGCAAGUGACGAAGUAACAUUGUUUAUUUAACAAUAAAUACCAGGUAGUCUAUAAGGUCUCAAUCAUUGUCUUACUGUCUCUGUGAUGUUUAAUAUGUUUUAAAUGUUAGUUAGUAUUGAUGAUUUUGUUGUCUUUAUCCUUGUUUGUAGUUUUGUUGAAAUGAAAUCGAGAGGAAAAUAUAGGUACAAUCCCUCAUGUUUAUUGACCCACUUUUAAGUGGAUUAUAGAAAGCAGGUGUUUACAUGGCUAGUGACUCUUUGGUGUUUGAUUGCCAUGUUCGUAUUCCUGUUAAAUCUGACGGGAGUAUUGUGGUAGAGUGUCAUUCAUACGGAUGUCAAGAGAUCUCUUCCUGCAUUUUUUAAACCAAUCUUUUUGAAAUUUGGUAUGCAUUAAAUACCGUUUUGUUUCCCUGAAUGGCAUUUGGAUUCGAUUCUGUUUGCAAACUUAUUGUCCUUUCUUUCAGUACUAGAUUAUUCAUUUUUGUCUGGGGAUCUCCUACAUUUUUUCAACAAAUUUCUUUGAAACUUGGUUGGCAUUAAAUGUAUAACCAUGGUAUAUACGUGUAGUUGUGUUUCUCUGAACAGCAUUUUGAUUCAACUAUUUUAUUUUGAUUGAGUGCUUGAAUUUUUUCUGUUGAUUUCUUUUUGAGACUUGGUAGUCUUUAUAAUCAUGAUACCAUGUCGUGUUUAAUGAGUUGGAGACUAACUUCUGAUUAAUUGUAUUCCUAAAACUCGAAAAUUAAACAGUGACUUUGUUUAGUGAAAGGUUAGAGGCAUGCCACCCAAGCACUCCUAAGGUGAUAAAAAUCUCUUAACGCAAGAUAGUAUAUAACACAGCUAAAUGGCAUUUGAUGGGCAUAUAUUGUUCUGCCCCACGGCACUCUUAAUUAGCUUAAUAAUCUACAAGGGACUAUUUUAAUACAUUUUUACUAUUUUCAAUGACUCAAAGUCAAAUGUUCACUGUGAAUUGUAACUGUAUCAUGAAAUAUUUGUAUUCUUUGUGAUAACAUGAUACAUUUUGUGAAUUAAACAUUGCAUAUUU
Pecten maximus is the source of this 4252-nucleotide messenger RNA. Its product is annotated as solute carrier family 35 member F6-like. Lineage: Eukaryota; Metazoa; Mollusca; Bivalvia; Pectinida; Pectinidae. The transcript has 8 exons. Bases 106 to 1224 code for a protein of 372 amino acids. Gene Ontology annotation, biological process: transmembrane transport. Gene Ontology annotation, molecular function: transmembrane transporter activity. Gene Ontology annotation, cellular component: membrane; intracellular membrane-bounded organelle. The record is from RefSeq and is a predicted model, not a curated record.